Pyrenophora tritici-repentis Pt-1C-BFP is the source of this 803-nucleotide messenger RNA. RefSeq lists its product as uncharacterized. The record is from RefSeq and is a predicted model, not a curated record. NCBI's taxonomy places the organism in Eukaryota, Fungi, Ascomycota, Dothideomycetes, Pleosporales, Pleosporaceae.
AUGUACCAGAACCUUGGACGAACCCCCAACUGGGAUGUAUGCUUUUCACAAGCCCAACUCACCGAGGAAAACUUGCGAUCACACAGUUCCAUCCACUCAAAGGCGGAUAGUGCUUGCCAUCUAGAAGACCAACAGUCAGCGGCUGGCUACACCGAACUGUACUACCGAUACGAUGGCGACUUUGCCGAGUCUGAUGACGGAGAUGCGGAUGCCCAAAGACAAACAAUGGCUCUGCGAAGAGCAGCGUCUCUGGAGGUGUUGAAGGCGUACGGCGGCUGCUUCGCUUCUGGCUUUCUUGCUCUACAAGAACCUCUCCCAACCCGAGCGAAGUCGAAGCUCAGGAUAUAUGAGAGCGCAGAUGGGUGCGAGAUGCAAAGAACGGCUUCCAUCGCAACCUCAUUCGCAACUUCAUCGAGCAGCUGGGGCAACAACGACAACCCACGACCAGAUUCGGCCACUCUAAGCAGCACACCGGUACCAGAAUCAGCCAAGGGAGCAAGAUGGAGGUGGAGGAGCAUGAAGAAGAGCUGGAAGCCCAGCGCGAAGAAAGUUGAAGUUUGAAGUCAGGAUACAUGAGCCGGUUUGCCGGUGUUUGAGCAGCGUUUGUUUGAUUGCUUGUUAGCGAAGGCGUUGGGGCUCAUUGACAGCCAAAAAAGAUUGCGAUUACCAUCUCUUUUGUCAUGAAUAGCGGUAGCGAUAUUACGUUUCGUUUGUAACGAGGAUUCGGCGGUGUAGCUUAUAAUCAUGGUCUGGAGUGUAGGGGGGGGCUCCGUGAGGCGGAUUGAUCAAUGCAUAACAUGCAA